This is a messenger RNA of Penicillium longicatenatum, 2829 nucleotides long. RefSeq lists its product as uncharacterized. The transcript is spliced from 2 exons. The record is from RefSeq and is a predicted model, not a curated record. Lineage: Eukaryota; Fungi; Ascomycota; Eurotiomycetes; Eurotiales; Aspergillaceae. Bases 1 to 2829 code for a protein of 942 amino acids.
AUGCAGCAGGAGAACCAAGCUCUCUCUGGAAAAACGACUAUUUGUCGGAAAAAGCUUCAAGAUAUUGACCACCAUGGUGAUCAAGAGAUGAAAACACACCUGAUGAGUCCCACACUGGCUCGUCUAAAUGAAUUGGGUCUUGAUAUGAAGCCUCACAUCCAGCCUGGAAAUGCCUUUGCUCUGAUGAAACCCAUUGGUGCCAAUGGAAGCAACCUCUCUCGGAGGAGCAGUGGUGGUCAAGAAGCCACAAGCCUCGACAGGGGUGUUAACCGUCCUCCAAUGCUUCGCAAAAUGUCAAGCCUCGACUAUGAUGAAAACCUUGCACUUCCAAUGCCUAAGCCUCGCCACCUCAAAACAGAUUCGGGCAACAGUUCAAAUCCAUUUCAAGAUCAUAGUGAGAGGCUCAAUACAUUGAACAAACGUUUCGCCACUGAUCCAGUAGGAUCACCGGUGCAUGCGAUACCUGAGCCUGUCAGUCUUCAGGAUAAUCGCGAGGGCAAGAAGCAGUCACGGUUCCAGAUGAUCAAGUCAAAGUUGAGCUUCAAAGACUUGCGAAAGGAACUAGUAAAGGAUGACAUGGUUGCUGGUCUCGUUACACCACCUCAUCGUGCCGAUGCUGAUAGUGCUCUUCCCACCUUGACAUCGAGCAGCCAGGACUCCAGCAAGAAGACCAAGAUACAUUCGGUUAAGAAGGAUCCCCUUCCUGCAAUUUUACAACCUUCCAAACCGAAAACCUUGAAUCACUCCACGAAAAAGCUUCCUCUUCCUUCCUCGGGAUCCUUCUCCAAGUUAUCGGGGUCUACACCUACAAUCACCAGAGAGAGAAGUUGCCGAAGCAGUGCCGCAAGCAGUGCGAUGGGGGCUCAAGUCCCAUCUUCUACGAGCUCGUUUACUAUCAAAGAGGAAACAAGCCCAGUAAAUUCCACCCCGACUCCGAUGGUCCCUGAAAGACGUCGGCCAAGUAUUACCAUCCCUCAACCUGCUGGUGUCACCCCAAUCAGCAAGCCCUUGUCGCCCAUCACUUUGUCCAUGCCGAAGUGUCCCGUCACGAAGGACUCAGCAGCGAAUCUCAGCGACUUGACCGAGGGAGAAGGCAAUGUGAAGUAUCUUCCAAAGACCUGGGUCGAUGGCUCAUACCGUCAAAUCUCCGACAGCAAAAAUCAGACGCUUUCACCAACCGCCUAUGCCAAGGGGGAGACAUCUGUUGCUUCUCUCUCCAACUAUCUUCCGUCAUUCAAGGAACGAUUAGAGAAGUUGGAUCUCUCUCCACAGGAGACUUCCUGUGGUCAUGGCCAGAGUCGCAGUACCGCCAAUCAAAUAGAUGACAUUCUGGGCAUGAUAAAAUCCAUUCAGCGCAGAGUAGAUGGUGGAAUCGCCAAUAUGAACAAGAAGCUCGAAGAGCUGUGCGCCUGGAUUGGCGAUCAGCUCCAAAAUCAAAUUACAAGCCACGGGGACUUGAGCCGUGCAAACUCCGAUCUAUUCUCGAAGCAAUGUCAGAUCUCCCGGGAAAUGAUGAAGUUCCAACUCGAUAUGCGUUUGGAGAUUGGUACUAUGGAGCGACGGUUAAGCACAUUCGAGAAUAAUGUGGUCGACGAACUGCAGAACGAAGUCCGAUCUCUCGCCAGGUCAUACCAGGAACUAAAUCACAAGACGGAAAUGAUGAUCGAAAAGCACUCAUUCAGUGAUAACAAAAGCUUUAUCGAACUACAGGUGCAGAAGAACCUGGAGAUCGAAAGAGAAAUCGCAUACCUGAAGUCUCACCAGGAUACCUCAAUCUCACAAGACAUUGCUCCUUUUGAACCCCCGAAGUUGACACCCCAGCGAAGCUUUUCUAGUAACGAUAGUAGCGAGCCCUUGAUCAAACCAGCCAUGCUUGUGCCUCUACCAUCACCCCAAGAAGUCCGCUCUACACCCAGACAUGCUUUGAUCACCACCGAUCAUAUCCUGAUCACGCCCAAACGCAUCCAGUCCGCCCCUGAAGAAGUUCAAUCCACUCCCAAGGAUGCUUCUAUCACCCCUCUCCGCCCUCGAGUUGGUUCAAUGGUCGAGAGCAAGACCAGUAGCCUGCUCCCCCGCAGCGUGUCUCUCACCGGAAAGGGUAUCAUCAAGGGAAUCAAAGACAUUGCUUCCAGCACGCCACCCGACACAAAAGAAAACAGAGAAAAGACCCAUCCAGACAAAGCCAAGAGCCACGACGAGUCGAAGAAAUGGAACUUGUUUGGCAUGCGCACCCGCCGUCGCGAGGACAGUACCUCCAGUAGCGGAAGCAAUAAGUUCUAUUGGUCUCCACGCCCUCGCCGUUCAAAGGAUAUUUCAAGCAUUGAUGAAGCGGCCACAAUCAGCUCGCGCUCUUCUACUCCUCCCGUUCCCCCUAUUCCUCGCAACCCCCGCACCCGCGCAAAUUCUCGGUCCAUCGAGCGCAUUCCCACUCCGUUCCCUUCUAGCAUGGUAGAACCUCUCUAUUCCGUCCACCCUGCGUUUCGAGGAGAGCAUCAUGGACCCAAUGGGGCAUCGGCUAGUUCUUAUGAAACUGCUCCGGAGUCCUUUAGCACUAUGGAUGUGGAUGUUACGGAACAGAAGAUUCUGGAUGGCUCUGUUUCUGCAUUUGCUGAAUCUGCUAGUCUUGGAAUUGAUGAUGAGAACAACAAGGUUCCUCUGCUUAGGAUUUUGACUCCCAAAUUGAAGGCGCGUGAGAAUGUUAUUGAGGAUGCGUCGCCGACCACCAUUAUUCGUCGAUGCAGUGAGAAUGCUCGGAAAGAUAUCUCGCCAACUGAUGAGACCUUGCAGGAGUGGGAUCAAGUCUCUGUGAUUGAUACCAAGUUGAAUUGA